CGGUGCGGAAGUAACGUUAUCCGCAGAAUUAAUGCAACGCACAGUGGAAGGUCGGGUUGUCUCAUGUGGAUUCAUUUCAACGUUACACUAAUUUAACCGAACCAGUCUUCUGAGCCGCUGUUGGUAGUGGUGACCUUUAUGAAAGCUCUGCCUCCUAGCUAACUUUCGUGACUUCGCACUGUAGGGAAAGAAACGUGACAUAAGGUUAACCGUAAAGGUACCGGCCGGAUAGGUUUUAAAUCUGACAGCGCGUGUUAACCGACUCUUCUCUGAUGUCCGCGUCAAAAUGCAAACGGCUCAACGGAGCGCUGGUGAAACAGCUGCUGGACUCAGUGGACAGCGUCCUGUUUGACUGCGACGGGGUCAUCUGGCGCGGGGACCAGGCCAUCCCCGGAGCCUCUCAAGUUAUAAAUCUGCUCAAGGAGAAAGGGAAGAAGGUUUUCUUUGUCACCAACAACAGCAGCAAGACGAGGAAGAUGUACGCCGACAAGAUGUCCUCGUUGGGGUUCAACGUGAAGGAAGACGAGGUGUUCGGGACCGCGUACUGCUCCGCCAUGUACCUGAAGACGGUCUGCAAGCUGGAGGGAAAAGUGUACCUGGUGGGAAGUAACGCGAUGGGACAGGAGCUGGAGGCGGUGGGGCUCCAGCACACCGGGGUUGGACCUGACCACGUCUUCGGGAAGCAGACCGACUGGGCCAACGUGCCUCUGGAUCCCGAGGUGAAAGCGGUGUUGGUCGGUUUCGAUGAACAUUUCAGUUACAUGAAGCUGAACAGAGCCUUGCAGUACCUGACCCAGCAGGGCUGUCUGUUCGUGGGGACCAACAGGGACACCAGGCUGCCCCUGGAGGGAGGCAAGGCUGUCCCAGGUACAGGCUGCCUCCUGCAGGCCGUCGAGACCGCAGCCCAGUGCAAGGCCCAGACGGUGGGCAAACCCAACCACUUCAUGUUCGACUGUGUGGCCUCGCAGUUCAACGUGGACUCCGGCCGCUGCUUGAUGGUGGGCGACCGCCUCGACACGGACAUCAUGCUGGGCUCCAACUGCGGCCUGAAGACCCUCCUCACCCUGACGGGGGUCAGCACUGUGGCGGAAGCCGAGGCGCAUCAGAAGAGCGGGUGUGUGGAAAGGCAGGGGAUGGUGCCGGACUAUUACGUGGAGAGCAUCGCAGACCUCCUACCGGCCCUGCAGGGAUGAAACGUCUGCUGCGGGACUGAAGUGUAGCUGUGUGACAGCCGAGCUGCUGUAACCCUGAGGGGUGUAAGCUAGCCCAUCACACGCCCAGCUGCAUGGUCUUCUAAAAGGGAAUAUUUUUCAUUAACAAUAAAAUCGUCAUCUGUAACAAAGUCACAGCCAAGCAGCAAACUGCUGUGUGACAGGAGACAAAGACUUAAUAGUUAAACUAAAACAUUAUUAAAUCCUGCUAAUUUAAUAUAUUGAUGAUUUAUAUUAAUAACAAAAGAACAAUGAUUUUCAGUAUUGUAUUAAUGUAAUUUAAGUUUUAAAGAGUUUUUGUUUCUUUAUGGGGGAGGAAUGGAGUGAGGUGGGUGUACUUCAGGCCCUUACCCUGUCUGUGAUGCAAUCUCCCCUUAAGCAACCACAAGUCAAACUCAAGGAGGGAAGUAAGCACACACAGUCUCAACAGUUUGGUAAUAUAUGUGUGUGUUGAGGUUUACAGCUCUGUUCCAGAGUCUAUAAAUAACAGGCACAGAACGGGACUAAAAGGCACUGAAAUGUCUGACUUGAGCUUUCUUUUUUAAUGUAUUUUACACACCUCAGCAGGGAGUGCUAACACUUGCAGUAACACUGAUGGGACAGUGCAAUGAUCCCAUUUUUGUCACGUCAGUUCAUUAGUGAAUCAUAGAGUAUCAGAAUGCAUGUUUUAAAGGUACCCUAAUCUUCUUUUUACCAUCUGUUUUUAUUCUGACUUGUCCUUGACUCCCCUGAAACACUGGCAGCAAUGCUCAAAUAUGUAAUAAAACAUAAACUACCUUCACUAAA
Micropterus salmoides (largemouth bass) is the source of this 1997-nucleotide messenger RNA. RefSeq names its product phosphoglycolate phosphatase (gene pgp). The record is from RefSeq and is a predicted model, not a curated record. Gene Ontology annotation, cellular component: cytoplasm. Gene Ontology annotation, molecular function: sn-glycerol 3-phosphatase activity. The coding region runs from base 273 to 1193 and encodes 306 amino acids. NCBI's taxonomy places the organism in Eukaryota, Metazoa, Chordata, Actinopteri, Centrarchiformes, Centrarchidae. The transcript has 2 exons.